AUGGGCUUGGAACAGAAAAUUAAGGAGGAUAAUGAUAGUAUGAGGAGGACUAAGGUAAAUAAGAACGAGAGGCUUAAGGGAAUUAUCAAGCAAACUAAUGUGUUAAGAGAUACCAAGGCUAGUUUCAGCUUUAAUUAUGAAUAAAGUAGAGAUGAUAGAAAAUAGAAGCCGAAAAGAUAUGAAAAGCAAUAGAAAUAAGAUGAAACAGGAGAAAUGGACAUGAGAUACUAUAAUUCUAAGGAUUAUAUUAAUAGUGAAGAGGAGCAAUAAAUUAAACCAAUAUAGCAGAGAAAACUUAAAUAAAGGAAAUCUGAAGUUUCUGAGAUUACAGACAUUGAUGAAGAUGAAAGGGAGCUUGAAUAAAUGACCAAGAAUUUAAACCUGACAAAAAGGAAUCUGGAUACAUCGAAAUCAUCUAAUAGAAAAUCAUCGGGAUCCCAACCUAGAAAGCUGACAAACAGAUCAUCUAAUAAAAAAUCAAGUAUUUCAAGAGGUAGUUAUAAAUCUGCAUAGUCAGAUGAAUCACUUAAAAAGACAUCUCAAGAAAUCAAUAAACUUAAGAAGCAACUCUAGGAAUUAAACAACAAAUCUAGAAGAAGCAAGAGCAGAGAAACUGAAAGAUAAAAUCCGAAGUAGGUCACAAGAGUUCCUAAAUUAUAACUAAAUCAAAGUAGAUCUGUAAGUAAAAAUAGGGUUAGCAGAAGCCAGUCAUUUAGGAGUUCCUCUAAAAAGAACCUAAAUUAAUCUUCUUAUAAGCCUGCUAAUAACACUUUAUAUGCAAUUAACAACUUGUCUAUGACAUAACUAUAAAGCUCAUCUUAUUAAAAUGAAAAGGAAAAUUAUUAGAAAGAGGUAAAGUAUAAAAAGCUUUUAGCAGCUUAUCAAAAGAUGCACUAAGAAUUGGACCAUACAAAACUAGAAUUAAGACAAGAAAGGAAGAAUAAUUAGGAAUUAAUAUCGAUGGUUGAAAAACUAGGCAAGAAGGCUUAAUAUAAAGAUCUGGAUACAGAGAGAUUAAUUGAAAGUGAGCAAGAAUUAAAAAAUAUGACUGAGAGCUUUUAAAAAAGUGAAAGGAUAAGGAGAGAAUAAAAGCAGCUUAUUAUGAAACUCAAGAAUGAACUUGAAAUUGCCAGAACAAGAUAGCUUACUUUGAAAGAUUUGUAAGAUUAGGAUUUAGAUGAAUAGCCUGUAAAACUAAAAAAGAAAACUACAAGGAAGAAGUCUAAAGCCAAAGAAGAUAAAGAAAAUUUGGAGUCAGCAAGAGUGAAAAAGAAAGUAGUCCAAUAAUGA
Molecule: messenger RNA, 1290 nt
Organism: Stylonychia lemnae
Lineage: Eukaryota; Ciliophora; Spirotrichea; Sporadotrichida; Oxytrichidae
Source: the annotation of a GenBank genome assembly